This is a messenger RNA of Oenanthe melanoleuca, 1764 nucleotides long. RefSeq names its product histone H1.8. The record is from RefSeq and is a predicted model, not a curated record. Gene Ontology annotation, biological process: nucleosome assembly. Gene Ontology annotation, cellular component: nucleosome. Gene Ontology annotation, molecular function: DNA binding. Lineage: Eukaryota; Metazoa; Chordata; Aves; Passeriformes; Muscicapidae. The transcript has 4 exons. Bases 2 to 859 code for a protein of 285 amino acids.
AAUGAUCCCUCUUCCAGCAGCCAAAGCUCCCGGUGCAGCCCAGCGCGGCAAGGCCCAGCACCCUCCAACCCUGCAGAUGGUCAAAGAGGCGCUGCGGGCCCACGAUGAGAAGAAGGGAGCCUCUGUCGUGGCCAUCAAGCGCUUCAUCCUGGCCAAGUACCCCAGCGUGGACCCCAUCCGCCUCAAGUACCUGCUGAAGCAGGCACUGAGCAAGGGGCUGAGCUGCGGGGAGCUGGUGCGGCCCCACAACUCCUCUGCCGUGGGGGCCACGGGCACCUUCAAGCUGGCGCGCCAGAGGCCGCAGCACAAGCAGCAGCCGGGCCCGGCGGACCCUGAGGGAGGCCAGGCCCCACAGCCAGUGCAGAAAGGGACCAGCAAGGGCCCCGUGGCAGGAGCACAGCAGCAAGGUGCCACCAAGCAGCAGCCAGCAGCCACCAGGAAGGCCAAGGCCGUGAAGGCCAAGCCUCGAGCAGCACAGAAGCCCAGGAGUGAUGGAGCAAAGCAGCCCCAGGCUCGUGGCAAAGGGCCUGCAGGGCUCCCAAAAGCUGCCAGCUACCGCCAGGCCCCCCGAAAAGGACACUCAGGACCCAGCACAGCCCUGGCUGCUGAGAGUACGGGGGAGAGUGACAGCGACAGCAGUGACAGCAGCGAUAGCUCUGCCAGUCCUGGGGUGAAGGGGCCCCGAAAGGCCCCCAGGGCAAAAAGCAAGGGGAAGGUGCCCAAGGGGGCCCAGCAGAAUGCCCCCAAGGCACAGGGAGCUCAGGCAAAGAAGCCCCGGGUGACUCCAGGAGCUGGGCAGGGGAAGAAGGUCAGGCCCAAGAAGGCAGCUCCUGUGGCAGCAGAGAAAAAGGCUCCAUAGCGAGCUUAUGGGUCUUGGGGUCUGGGCUGGUUUCAGUCCCUAGGACAGGUUUUAACUCUGUGUUCACCUCAUUCUAAUAAAGUUUCUUCACUUGCUUCAUGGAGUGCCAUGACUGCUGUGGGUCUCUGACACCCCUGAGCUGUGUCCUCAGCCUGCACAGCAUGGUGGGGAGCUGGUGCUGCAGUACCUGUGCAGAGGUGCUCUCUCUGUGCCCAUGUGUCCCCAGCCGUGCUGCCAAGGGGCUGCUGGGUUUGGGGGCAGUGUGUGUGCAGACUGACAGUGUGCCAGGUGAUGGGCAGGGACCCAGCACGGUGACAUGCCCAGGCACAGAGAAGCUCAGGCUUGGCUGCUGCUGUGUGGAGCCCACAGCCUGUGUGAGGUGUCCAGCCCUCUGUUGUCCUGGCUGCCCUUGUGCUAAUGCCUGGCUGAGCUGGGAUUACAGGAGCACCAGGGUGGCAGCUUGGGGUGCAUGUCAUGGGCAAGUGUCUCCCAGCAGAGGUGAUGUAGCUUGUGCUUUAACUACAGUAAGAGGAAGAUAGAGGUGUCUUAGGGCUCAAAAACCAAGUUUGGGAUGCUACUGUAGCCUCCAGCACAGCUCUUGCUCUUAUUACCAGUCUGUAGCAGAGUUCCCACCUACAAACUUGUCUUGUGAGCUCUUGUGGGUCAGUGUAUCAUGCUUCCAUUUAAUAGCCUCAAUUGCCUGACUUUCUCUUGCUCUGCCCAGAGCAGGGCCCUUCUGAAGGUCAUGCUGAUUGUGUAAAGGGUUACAUUCCUCCUGGGUGGGAGAAAUUAAGUGGAAGUAAAACUCUCUCUAAAGAGGAUUUUGUUAAUCUGCAACUGGCCUUGCCACUGCCCUCCAAGGCUCCUGGCCUUGCUUUGAGGCUUAAGCAAGAGCUGAGCAAACU